Messenger RNA from Epithele typhae, 771 nucleotides. Its product is annotated as thaumatin-like protein. Lineage: Eukaryota; Fungi; Basidiomycota; Agaricomycetes; Polyporales; Epitheliaceae. The transcript has 7 exons. The record is from RefSeq and is a predicted model, not a curated record. Bases 1 to 771 code for a protein of 256 amino acids.
AUGAAGCUCACCUUCGUCGCUCUCGCGCUCGUCGCAGGAGCUUCCGCUCGCACCUUCCACGUGGUCAACAAGUGUUCUUUUACCAUCUGGCCCGCCAUCUUCACCGACCAGACUUCGCCCGGCAGGAUCACCUCGCGGCCGAACGGCUGGAAGCAGGGCGCGCACACGACCGUCUCCUUCGCCGUGCCCGACAACUGGCAGAAGGGCCGCAUCUGGGGCCGGCGCGACUGCGACUUCAGCGGCCCGAACCCGGGCCCGAACUCGUGCGUCGACGGCGGCUGCAACGGCGGCCUCGUGUGCGACGCGAAGACCGGCACCGGCGUCCCGCCCGCGACCCUCGCCGAGUUCACGCUCAGCGGCGCGGGGAACCUCGACAACUACGAUGUCUCGGUCGUCGACGGCUUCAACCUGCCCAUGAGCAUCACGAACAACCACCAGGACAAGUGCCACGUCGCCAGCUGCCCGGUCGACCUCAACCCGGACUGCCCCAAGCCGCUCAAGGGCCCCUUCGACAAGAGCGGCAAGGCCGUAGGCUGCAAGAGCGCCUGCGAGGCUCACCUCGCCCCUGACCCCAACAACGACCCGAACUGCUGCACCGGCAGUCACAGCUCCCCCAACACGUGCAAGAAGGGGGGCGUGCAGUUCUACGACUACUUCAAGAGCAGGUGCAAGAAUUCGUACGUGUUUGCGUUCGACGAGCCGAGCGGGACCGCGCUUUGGACCUGCCCGUCCGGCCUCAAGGCGGACUACACCAUCACCUUCUGUCCGUGA